Molecule: messenger RNA, 495 nt
Organism: Paracoccidioides lutzii Pb01
Exons: 1
Coding region: 1-495 (164 amino acids)
Source: RefSeq, a predicted model, not a curated record
AUGACUAAAGAAGAGAAGGAUGCCGCCGAUUCCCCGGGGAUCAUAAAUCCGGACCUACCUCCCUCCGAUACAGUGCACCAUGCUCAAGAGCUUCCAAUGCGUUCCGUAUGUUAUGCUCCGGCUGGCUGGUAUUCAGCAAACUGGCAAAAUACCGGCCCCAAGGUUGGGUGGUACUUUUUCUACGGCACCCUCGCCAACGAAUCUAAACUUGCAGCCGCCAGGGGGGUUGAGGAACCCCUCUGUUUACGGCCUGCAAAGGUGCUAGGGUACAAACUCAUGCUAAGUAGAGAUCAUCUCGCGUUAGCAGAUGGACCGACUGCAGCAGAGAUACGAGGGAAGGCGCUCCAUGUCGACCUGCCAAUGCAGGCUCAAGGACUACGGAGAUAUGUGCCGGAUGUUUUUACAACGGAGUCUUGUCAAAUACAUUUCUUGUCUGGGGAUAGGAAAGUGAUUCAUGGUUUCACUUUCAUGUGGGAUGGGACAGUGGGAAAGUAG